UGUUAAUGUAAUUUCCGUUUCCUUCUGUCAGACAGAGAACGAAGUUUUUAACUGUUUCAUUGGUAGUGUCCAUCGACGAACCUCUUGUUCAAAGUCCAUUCUUUAGUGUUGGACUGGCCCACCGGGAUGCUGGGAGAUUUCUCAGUGGGCCACCUGCACUGCAGGGCCACAUCCUGGGCAGAGGUGCUGAGGGAACUUCCCAACCAGGAUACAGAGCAAGCCUUGUGUGCAGCAUACCAUAUCUGUUCAUGGCUGCUCUUGGAAGCCAAAAGCAUGAUAAUAAUCCCAAGCACACUGCUAAUGCAGUGAAAUCAUAUCUGGAGAGAAAAACAGCUGAUAAAAGACUGACAGUCAUAGACUGGCCUCCACAGAAUACAGACCUGAAUAUUAUAGAGGCUGUAUGGGAUCACCUGGACAGAGAAACACAUAAAAGACAACCUAAAUCACUGGGAAGUGCAGAAAACUUCAGUAAAUUCUCCCCAAAAGAGGUUCACUUCCUCGCUUUUGACUGGUUCUGUUAUGCCUCUUAGUCACUUGCCACUCCCCCUCUCACUACCGGCCGGGAGGUGCACAUGUCUCUGGAGCUCAUGGCUGUUGCUGUGCUGCAUGGAAUGGAGAUGACAAGGAAGUGACAAACGCUCAGAGCAGAUUUCAACAUUCCUGGUUAAUAUGUCAACCUAGGCUUGAAAAGGCAAGCAGAAAAAAAACAAGUCUAUUGCUUUCUCUGGUGAUCACCUGUUUUGGCAUUAGGUCAUUGCACAGUGGGGUAGUACAUGACACAGUUGUUAGUUGUAAUGCCACCAAAUAAGGAUGUUUGGGAUGGAGUUCUUCUUAUCUCCUGUUUCCUACAAGCUGGCUUGGUUUUUGGGGCUCUCCGGUCUUUUGGCGUUUUUUUCCCAGAGUUUGUAGAAUAUUUUGGCUCUGCAGCUGGAAGUGUCUCGUGGGUGACAUCAUGUGGCGUUGCUGUGCAGCAGUUGAUGAGCCCCCUUGGAUGUGCUCUUGCUCUCCGUUAUGGUUCUCGCCCAGUUGUCAUGUUUGGAGGACUUCUGGCCUCAUUAGGGAUGUUUUUUGCUUCUUUUGCUACCAGUCUUCCCCAUCUUUACUUGAGUCUUGGAGGUCUAUCAGGGCUUGGCUGGGCUUUGAUCUUCUCUCCGUCAAUGGCUGCUGUGACUCAGAGUUUUACUCAUCGGCGAUCUUUGGCCACGGGCUUUGUUUUGACAGGUGUAGGUAUUAUGUCCUUUGCACUGACACCCCUUUUGCAAUAUCUGGUUGAAAUAUACUCCUGGCGGGGGGCCCUUCUCUUGUUGUCUGGAAUUACCCUUCAUUCUGUACCCUGUGGGGCUUUACUGCGGCCUCAUUCAGAAGAAUCUCGUGGCCAUUCUCGAUCACUACUAUGGGGUUGGGAACUGCUGUGUGAAGGGGCCUUCAUGCGGUAUUGUCUGGCCAUCACACUAAUCAACACUGGCUACUUUGUGCCGUUUGCCCACCUAGUGGCUCACAUGCGAGCAAAAGGAGUUGGUGAGCAGCAUGCAGCCUUGCUGAUGUCUUUGGUAGGGGUGGCAGAUGUGGGUGGACGGCUUUUUGCUGGAUGGCUGUCUGACUUCAUUCCGCGGCACAACCUUCCGCUUCUCAGUUUUUGGACUGUUGUGACUGGUGUGAUCCUAGGACUCCUUCCCUUAGCUAUUAAUUCAGUAGAGAUGGGACUAUCUGUUGUGGCCUUUGGCUUUUGUGCUGGGGCUCUCACCCCUGGAGUAUUCUCUGCCCUGCCUAGGGUUGUGGGCAAUCAGAAAGUUUUACCUGCCCUUGGACUACUACAAAUGAUUGAGAGUGUUGGUGGACUUCUGGGUGCUCCAAUCUCAGGAUGGCUAUGUGAUUUAACUGGCAACUUCACUCUGUCCUUUGCAGUCUCAGGUACCUUCCUUGUUAUUGGAGGCCUUAUCAUACUCAUGUUACCUGGAAUCUGUUACAAGUCUUCAGAUUCAGAGAACACAGAUCCUGAUAAGUCUUUAAAAAUUUCUUCUGAGCAUCUGGAAAGAAAGACUUACAGUGGACAAAAAUCAGAGAGCUUGGACCAACCAAAUGGAAACCAGAAUAGACAAGUGCCCAUACUUAAAGAUCCUUUAAUGAUCCAGGUUGUCAGUGAUCUACCUUUAAUAGACAGAACUUCCCAAUCAGAGAACAGAACAAAGAAUGUCCUGCUUUCAAGUGAUAGCACUGACCAAUUAGAGUUAAACAUAGGAAAUGGAUCACCCCCAAGAGAAAGAACUGACCAAUCAAAGAGCAGCCUAAAUUAAAUAAAUCUGCAGUCAAUGACUAGUGAUGUCACAAAAUGAACAGUCAAACACAAUAAAUAUUCUCAGGUAUCAGAAGCAGAUUAAAGGGUGAAAGUUGCUAUUUUUUAUGAAUUCAAUUAACUUUAAUCAUAAUCACCUGUCCAUGUUCCUGUAUACAGCUGGGUUCUGAUAAAAAAAUAUAAUGAUCCCAAGGUAACAGAAAAAUGUAAACCAGAAAAAACCUAAUAGCACAAAUACGUACUGUAAAAACAUUUAAAAUGAAACCAAUUUAUUAGUCGUGGAAUCAGUAUUUAUCGUUUACUGAAUAACAUAAGUGUUUUUGACAAUUGAAGUAAAACCUUUAGCAACUAAUAAUAUUAAUAGUAUAGAGAAAUCUACAUUUCCUGUAACAAGUCCUUUCAUUGAUUUCAUUCUAAAUAAUGUUGGCAUUGCUGAUUUUUACUAAAGGGUAAAGCUACAAUUAGCAUUACAGAAUGUAGUCCUAAUGGAUGGAUUUCAAUGCCAUGAGCUGUACACCAGGGUCCUUUGUUCAUAAUAGUGAAAAGGGAUGUGAAGAGCAUGGCCUAUAUUAAAGGACAGUAUAACUGAUGUGUAUCUCAAGCGCCAAAAAGAGCCAUCCACUCAAGCCCCUCCGAAAAAAGCGAGAUCUCCCAACCCGAUCUCAAAUUUAAGUAGAUCAAAUUAUGCAGGGGGGGGGGGGGGGCGCCAAAGAGUCCUCCAAUCAAAGAGUCUAUAGGCUGAAGAGUGGGAUGAGAAGGUUAAAGAGGGAGUACUAGGCGGGGUAUUAAUUAAAAUAGGAGAUCAAUGUGACCCUCAUAAAUCUCAUAGAACCCUAAAAAAUCCAAUUUAAUAAUACUUAUACUUUAAAAGAAUGUUCAAAAAAAUAAUAAAUAAUAGGUUAUCCACAUGUGUAUAAAAGUACAGUAUAUAAGGCACUGGUAAAAUUGGAAUCAAUAAAAUAACUAUGAACCUUAAAUGUAUACCUAAUUUAAUAAACACAAGUAUAUAAAAACAUAUAUAAACUAAUUAGACGGAUGUCUAAAAAAUGUCCCGGAUAAAGUCUUUGAAUUAUAAAUUAAGUCCAGAUAGUUCCCAUGUAAUCCAGUAUAUCCUAAUAUAUCCAAUGGGGAUAACUCCAAGGUGCGGUAGGGUGAAAGAAUAGACGAUGAAAAAAAUAAUGAGAAAAAAUAUAUAAAAAUAUAAAAAAUUAAAAAUAUGAAAAAUAAUGUAUUAGAAGUGAAAAAAGGUGGUGUGUGUUCGUGUGAAAAAUUGUGUAAUAAAAUUGUGUAAUAAAAAAUUAUGUGAAGAAA
Messenger RNA from Bombina bombina (fire-bellied toad), 3604 nucleotides. RefSeq names its product monocarboxylate transporter 13. Bases 774 to 2294 code for a protein of 506 amino acids. Gene Ontology annotation, biological process: transmembrane transport; monocarboxylic acid transport. The transcript is spliced from 9 exons. Gene Ontology annotation, molecular function: monocarboxylic acid transmembrane transporter activity. The record is from RefSeq and is a predicted model, not a curated record. Lineage: Eukaryota; Metazoa; Chordata; Amphibia; Anura; Bombinatoridae.